UUAAAUAGAACAAAAUAAAAGUUGGAAAACUAAACAGGGUCCGCUCCCAAUCUGACCUCGGUCAAAAUGUGCAAUCGAGAUUGUUGUGCCGUGAAGACGGCUCUGCAGAUACGUCAUCUGAAGCAGCUGCUGGAGAAGCAGCGACUGGAGGAGAUUGCCAAUCCGAGGAAGUUGGUAAUUACACCUCAAACCUUGAUGCAUACAUAUGAGGACAUUGAAGCUGUGGCCAAUUUCAUAAUACGAAAAACGAGUACAAAACCAAAAUUUGGUUUGGUUUGCGGUUCGAAUUUGGACAUGAUGGUGGAGAUGAUUGAGAAUCCGACAGUAAUUCAAUAUGCAGAUAUACCAAAGUUUCCAUUAUGCGCAACUCGUGGCUACACCGGCAAAGUGUGUGUGGGCACAAUUAUGGGAGCCACUGUAAUUGCCAUGCACGGACGCUUUCAUUACUACCAGGGCAAUCAAUUGGCCAGUUGUUCCAUGCCCGUGCGUGUUAUGAAGCUCUGUGGUGUCCAGUACUUGUUCCUCACCUGCUCAACCAGCGCCGUCAAUCUCAACUAUCAAGUAGGCGAUAUUCUGCUAAUCAAGGAUCAUAUUAAUAUACUGGGCCUCUUUGGCUCCUCUCCGUUGAUUGGACCAAAUGAUGAGCGCUUUGGCAAUCGACACACCUCAAUGCUCGAUGCCUACGAUAAGACACUGCUGCAGAAGGGUCUGGAGAUUGGCCAGGAGAUUGGCUACGAGCAUCACGUGCACACCGGCGUCUACGCCUGCAUCGGUGGACCAGCUUAUGAGACGUCCACGGAGCAGAGACUGCUGCGAACACUUGGCGUGGAUGUCGUAGGCAUGUCCCUCGUCCACGAGGUGAUUGUAGCACGUCAUUGUGGCAUGAAUGUGUUCGCCUUCAGUUUGAUUACCAAGCCCUGUAUUGAGAACUACAAAUUUGCCGACAAAACUCUGCUCCAUGGACAACAGGCGAGCGUUGAGCUGCUCUCUCGAUUGAUUUACUACAUUGAGAAUGAUCUGAUUGAAACACCUGCGGACACUGAUAAAUUGACUGCAGGUCAAUCAGGAUAUUCAGAGGAAGCAUUUCGAGCAAUCGAUUAAAUGCUGGUAAUAGACAGAAAUUCAAGAGUGUAAUUGAAAUUGAUAAUGUUCGAUUAUUAAAUAUAAUUCAUUUGCUGAAGA
Drosophila innubila is the source of this 1182-nucleotide messenger RNA. RefSeq names its product purine nucleoside phosphorylase. Gene Ontology annotation, biological process: nucleoside metabolic process. Gene Ontology annotation, cellular component: cytoplasm. The record is from RefSeq and is a predicted model, not a curated record. The transcript is spliced from 2 exons. Lineage: Eukaryota; Metazoa; Arthropoda; Insecta; Diptera; Drosophilidae. Gene Ontology annotation, molecular function: purine-nucleoside phosphorylase activity. The coding region runs from base 67 to 1101 and encodes 344 amino acids.